This is a messenger RNA of Drosophila busckii, 762 nucleotides long. RefSeq lists its product as uncharacterized. The record is from RefSeq and is a predicted model, not a curated record. The transcript has 2 exons. NCBI's taxonomy places the organism in Eukaryota, Metazoa, Arthropoda, Insecta, Diptera, Drosophilidae. Bases 131 to 643 code for a protein of 170 amino acids.
AAAAAUAUGAAAAAUCUUCAAAAUAUGUUAUCUUGUUUUCGCUUUGUGCCACAACUCUUGUUAGCAUUGCCUGCCAUAUAUAGUUCUAUAAUAUUGUUCAACAGUUGUAUGUACUCGGCUAUUAUAGAGCAUGGCUCAAGUCCUCAAAUUAGCGGGAAUCCUGCAGGCCCAGGUCAAACAGGCCAAGAAAGCAGGCAACUGCUUCAUUUCAGUAAUGCCACAUAUUCCUUUCACUGGAGACAGCAUGAGCAACCCAGUUUGGACUCUGCCUUUGGCGCAUUUGUACGCAUUUCUAAUAAAGGGAAUGAUAACGGUGAGGAUUCACAAUCAUCCGAUAGCCCAGACACGAGUAGCCCAGACAUUAGUGCCCCCGAUGUGGAGGAAGCACCUCCUGCGAUUCCACAAGAUGAUAAUAAGCUCGACAAACCCCAUGUCACAGGCGACGAUACAGGUGAACCAGCAGAGCAGAAGGAGCCAGACGAAGCAGACGAGCAGAAGGGGGAUGACGAAGCAGCCGAGCAGAAGGAGGCUGACGAAGCACCAGAGCAGAAGAAGAGAAAUCACCUAUACGAUCCAUUUGCUUACCCAUACUACUCUCAGUUUUAUGACAGGCCGUGGCGUAAAAGUGGCACAGCGAGGAUAACGCUGCAACAAGCUUUGAUUGCAUUAUAUUUUGUGCCACUUUUAUAUGGUGUGGCUCAGUGGUUUCGUAGAUUUGCUAUAAAUGCUACAUAAAUCGGUGCAUCAAAACACGUUUUUUUU